Messenger RNA from Ziziphus jujuba (common jujube), 873 nucleotides. Its product is annotated as LRR receptor-like serine/threonine-protein kinase ERL2. The record is from RefSeq and is a predicted model, not a curated record. The transcript is spliced from 7 exons. The coding region runs from base 1 to 873 and encodes 290 amino acids. NCBI's taxonomy places the organism in Eukaryota, Viridiplantae, Streptophyta, Magnoliopsida, Rosales, Rhamnaceae. Gene Ontology annotation, molecular function: protein binding.
AUGAGAACUUUAGUCCUUGUUUCAUGGCUUUACUUGAUCAUCAACCCAUUUCCAAGUAUAGGUAACCUCACCAGUUUGAGUUAUCUGAAUUUCUCAUAUGCUGGCUUUGCUGGACAAAUCCCGAAAGAGAUAUUCCGUCUAACAAAGUUCUCUAUUCUUGAUUACUCAAGAAAUGUGGGUUGUUUGGAACGUUUCCCAAAGAGAUCUUUCAGGAUUGAUUUGAGUCGCAACGAACAACUAGGUCCUAUUUCCAUGUCAAAUUUCAGACUCAGAGACCUUGAAGAUCUCUCACUCUCCUUCAACAAGUUCAAUGGCAUGCAAGAACUGGAACCUUAUCCUCUUCACAAUCUUCAUACCUUUGAUCUUAGUUUUAACCAGCUCCAUGGGAAGAUCCCCAUUCUCCCACCACUUACCAUGAACAACUCAAGCAGCCCAAUUCCUGAUGCAUUUCCUAUUGAUUGUAGUUUACAUAUCCUUGAUCUUGAUGGAAAAUUACUGACAGAUAGGAUUCCAAAACUGCUAGCCAAUUGCAGAUAUUUGGAGGUCAAUGACAUAAGGAUUGAUGAGUUUUACUAUGAAGAUGGAGUAACAGCUAUCAACAAAGGUAUAGGGAUGGAGAUGAUAAAGAUAGCUAGGGGAUUCACCUCCAUUGGUUUUUCAAGCAAUAACUUCGAAGUUGGAAUCCCAAAAGAACUAGAACUGCUCAAAUUUCUCCAUGAUCAACAGGACUGGGAUCAGGGGAAGGGAGAAGGAAAAAUGACUGCUUACUAUUUGACAUAUAUCAGAGUUUCUGAAGUUGAUAUAUUUUACAAGAUACAUGAUGAUAGGAAGAUUAAAAAAAGUUCUUGUGGACUAGGAUCACAUAUAGUUUAA